Messenger RNA from Miscanthus lutarioriparius, 2610 nucleotides. The record is from the annotation of a GenBank genome assembly. Lineage: Eukaryota; Viridiplantae; Streptophyta; Magnoliopsida; Poales; Poaceae.
AUGAGCGGUGGUGGCGACGGCAGCGACAAGGAGGCCUUCUUCCACUGCCUGGACCGUGUGCCUUCCGGCCUGCACCUCGACGCCGACUUCCCUUCCGAUGACGACGACGACGACGACGAGGACGACGUCCGUGUCUCCUUCACCUCCGCCGCGGGCGAUCAGAACUUCAAGAGCUUCCGCCGGUACCAGUCGCCCGUGCUGGUGGAUGAUGACGAGGAGGAGGAGGAGGAGGACGACGAGGACACGUCCAAGUACGACAUGUGGAUGUCCGACGAGCCCAUGUCCAUCCAGGAGCGCCGCCGCCGCCUGCACCAGGGGCUCGGGAUGGCCAGCAGCCGGGACCUCGCGCUGCGCCGGCACAGCAUGAAGAAACGCCCCGCCGAUGUCCCGCGGACCAUGUCCCGGAGCGUGUCGAGGCCAAAGCCACCACCGUCGCCGAUCCCACCCAUCGCCGCCUCGUCGGCCGCUGCCAACGUGCCGAGCACUACCGCAGCGUCGCAGGCGGUGGCGGCUGCUGCGCCGCGGCCGGCGAAGGAGGCCAUUACGAGGCGGCGCUCGGACAGCAACCUUGUCGUCGUGCGAGACGGCGCGUCGGUCUCGGGGAAGCCACCGUCGCAGCAGCCCUUGCGACGCGUUCGUUCCUUACCGGCUCGGCACGACGCCGCCGCCCGCGUUAGCGGCACGACCAUCGUCGGGAAAGCGCAAACCGUGGCUUCGCGCGACUUGCCUGUCGUGCCGCCGCCAGCAGCGGCAGCGCCAGCGGAUAAAGGCAGCAAAGGCGACGGCGACGAGGGGAGCAGCAAUAAGAAUCGGGACAGCGAGAAGGAGCAGGUCGCCGUCGUGGCCGCCACCACGCCCAAGGACGUUUCGUCGAGCACCCAGUCGGGCGUGCUGGGGCUGGAUGAGAUCGAGAAGUUCAUCGGCAACACCCCGAUCAUGAAGCUCAUGCGGCGUGGCACGAGCCAGCACCAGCCCGCGCCGCUGCCUGCCGGCGUGCCACCCAAGGCCGACAAGGCCGCCGGCAGCAAGAAGAAGGGCGGCUGGCUCAAGAACAUCAAGUCCGUGGCCAUAGGGUUCAUGCAGGACAAGGACACAAACGCCAAGUCGGGCGUCGCGUCGUCCACGGCGGCUGCCGUGCCCAAGUCGGUCUCCACCACCAACGCCUCCGCGGGGGCCGCGCCGCCGGCCUCGGCGUCCGAGCGGCUCAAGGUGCACCAGUACGGCAAGUCGAGCAAGGAGCUCACCGGGCUCUACAUGUGCCAAGAGAUCCAGGCGCACGAGGGGUCCAUCUGGAGCAUCAAGUUCAGCGCGGACGGGCGGCGGCUGGCCAGCGCCGGCGAGGACAGCGUGGUGCGCGUGUGGCUGGUGGUGGAGACCAGCGCCCCGCCGUGCUCGCUGGCGGCGAUGGAUGGAAAGUCGGGCCCGCUGGCCCCGCUGCCUGCCCCUGGCGCGGCCGACGGGUCGUCGGCGCUGGCCUCCACCAUGUCCAAGAAGUCGACCAAUAAGGGGAAGAGCGGCGGCAGGGACGCGCUCCCCGAGCACCUCGUCGUCCCGGACAAGGUGUUCGCGCUCGCCGAGCAGCCGGCGUGCGUCCUCGAGGGCCACCAGGACGACGUGCUGGACCUCACCUGGUCCAAGUCCGAUCAGCUGCUAUCGUCGUCGAUGGACAAGACGGUGCGGCUGUGGGACACGGAGAGCAAGGCGUGCCUCAAGACGUUCGCGCACAGUGAUUACGUGACUUGCAUUCAGUUCAACCCAGUGGACGACCGGUACUUCAUCAGCGGGUCGUUGGACGCCAAGGUGCGGCUGUGGAGCAUCCCGGACCGGCAGGUCGUCGACUGGACGGACCUCAACGAGAUGGUCACCGCGGUCUCCUACACCCCUGACGGCCAGGGAGCGAUCAUCGGCUCGCACAAAGGGAGCUGCCGGCUGUACAAGACAGCAGGCUGCAAGCUUAGCGCAGAGGCGCAGAUCGAUAUCCAGGCCAAGAAGCGCAAGGCGCAAGCGAAGAAGAUCACCGGAUUCCAGUUUGCUCCGGGGAACCCUGCCGAGGUGCUGGUCACAUCUGCCGACUCCCAGAUCCGUGUCUUCGACGGCGUCACCAUGGUCCAAAAAUUCAGAGGUUUCAAGAACACGAGCAGCCAGAUCACGGCGGCCUACACCUCGGACGGGCGGUACGCCGUGUGCGCGAGCGAGGACUCGAACGUCUACCUGUGGCGGACCGCCCGGGUGCCGCCGGCCGCGGCCAUCGGCAUCGGCAUGAAGCCCAAGACGUGGUGCACCAUCCGCUCCUACGAGAACUUCUACUGCAAGGACGUGUCCGCCGCGGUCCCCUGGACGCAGUCGCCGCCUCCGCCGGGCCCCGGCGACGGCAGCCCCACCGGCGGAAGCCCGGUGCAGGGCGCGUCCUGCAACGACGAGUCGUGCAGCGUCGCCACCAAGCCGGAGGGCAGCGACGCGAGCAACAGCGCCGGUGGCGGCGGCAAGGGCGACAGUGGCAACGCGUGGGGCCUGGUGGUGGUGACGGCGAGCCUGGGCGGGGAGAUCAGGGUGUACCAGAACUUUGGGAUGCCGUUCAGAAUCAAAGGCCAGGGCAAUCUCUUCUAUUGA